UCUCACCUUUUCAAGCAUCUCAUGGUGUGAAUUAUCUUGUCUUAUAGCAUUUCAGAAAUUUGAUAUGUGAGGCAGAGAAGAGUUUAGAUGAGAAGAAAAUGGCAGUGGUUGCAGCAAAGAGCUUUAUCUUAACCAAGUUUUCCUCUCCUUUAUUAUAUGUGACCAAAAAUGGCAAGAGAUUUGGUAUCAUAUUAGGUCAAAAGAGGAAUUUUUCUGAGAACUCAAAAACUCAGAAAGGUCCCAUUUUUCCACUGAGGAUUUCAACCACACUCAUUACUCAAUCAGCCAUUGCUGUGUUUGGAUUAGGAUUCAUUGAUGCAGGGUAUAGUGGAGACUGGUCAAGAAUUGGAGUGAUCUCAAAAGAGAAUGAAGAUUUACUUAAAGCUGCAGCCUUUAUAGUUGUUCCUCUAUGUUUGUUUUUUAUAGUGAGUUUAUCCAAACAGAGAGAGAGUUAGAUUUACUGAACUGGGUUUUGUUUAGUUUUGAAAACCAAGUUAAAAAAAUAAAAACUUGUGUAAAAAUUCCAAUUUAUUUGGUAAAAAUCAUGCUUAAAUUGUCUCAUCCUUAAAGGGUUUUACUCAAAUCUCAUUCUAUGUGAACACUUGUCAAAAAUUCAUAAUAGAAGAGACAUAUUUCUAGGCUAUUCAAUUUGUCCAAUCCAAGCACAGAGCUUCAAAAUUCAUACUUGGAUGGCUACAAUUAUGUUUGGAUAAGUGGAAAAGAGAAAGAACAAGAUAGAAAAGGGUUUUGGGGGAGAAAAUGAAAGGCAUAUAUGUGAGGAAGAUUGAGAUGUAAAAGUGAGAGUGAAUUGUUUUGGCUUCUUGUUAAAGAGUAAAUUAUUUUUCAUUUAUUUAUUUUCAUUCUUAGUUGGAUGAUGACAAGAAUGUCUUGAAACUUUAGUGCAUCUUUGGAUUUCACUCCUGCACACUUGGGAGUAUAUUCUGGUGUUAAUUUGUUUUGAUACCUUUUAUUUGUUUUGAUUUAUGAAAAUUUAUGAAAUUUCUUUAA
Molecule: messenger RNA, 1008 nt
Organism: Cannabis sativa
Lineage: Eukaryota; Viridiplantae; Streptophyta; Magnoliopsida; Rosales; Cannabaceae
Exons: 2
Coding region: 99-455 (118 amino acids)
Source: RefSeq, a predicted model, not a curated record